CAACAAAUUUCCAGAUCACUUCAAUUCGUCGUCUCCUGCGUUGACCAAAAUUAAUUUCAAGAAACCAAUCCGAUCUUUCAAAAUGGCAGAUUUCAAGGUUGUUUACACUAAGGAUGCUGCUUUCCCAGCAGGACCAUAUUCCCAAGCAAUUGCAACACCAUCCACAAUCUACUGCUCUGGCCAAAUCCCCUGCGACAGCGCCGGCACAAUCCUCACUCUCGAUUCCUCAUCCAUCUCCCAGAUGACCGAGCUCUGCAUCAAGAACCUUUCUGCAGUUCUCAAGGAGGCCGGCUCAGAUAUAUCGGAGGUCGUCAAGGUCAAUGUCUUCUUGACUAGCAUGGACAACUUUGCUGAGAUGAAUGCCACAUACGAGAAGUUCUUCACACACAAGCCGGCAAGAAGCUGUGUGGCUGUUUACCAGCUGCCAAAGGGUGUGCCAGUGGAGAUUGAGUGUAUUGCUCUUGCUUGAAUGCAUGGCAGAGGGACAGGGAGGGAGAAGCUGUGAGGGGGGGCAUGACAUGUGCAUGGUUUUCAAAAAAUAAAUUGCGGCUA
This is a messenger RNA of Cadophora gregata, 552 nucleotides long. RefSeq lists its product as uncharacterized. Gene Ontology annotation, cellular component: mitochondrion; cytosol. The coding region runs from base 83 to 469 and encodes 128 amino acids. NCBI's taxonomy places the organism in Eukaryota, Fungi, Ascomycota, Leotiomycetes, Helotiales, Ploettnerulaceae. Gene Ontology annotation, molecular function: deaminase activity. The record is from RefSeq and is a predicted model, not a curated record. The transcript has 3 exons.